Messenger RNA from Owenia fusiformis, 1844 nucleotides. Lineage: Eukaryota; Metazoa; Annelida; Polychaeta; Sabellida; Oweniidae. The record is from the annotation of a GenBank genome assembly.
GAAUUUUGUAAUCACGACAUGACUCCAUAUACGGCAAAAUAUCGAAAUGGAAUGCCGGGAGCCAUUCGUCAUUGGCUCAAUGCUAUGCUUGGGAGAAAUCAGCUCGACUACAGUAUCGUCAAUUACGUUUUAUUGAUUUUGUGAGCUCGGUGUAAUCUAUUUUCUGUUCAUAAGGCUAUAUACCAUGGAGAAUACCAACUACUAUCACAGCAGAACACACGAUAAUGCAUGGAUUAAUUAUUGGUAUGAAGAAAGCAUUGUUUCUAUAUUUCUAAAGACAUGGAAUUAAAAUUGGACAGAAAUAUGACCGAGUUACGUGUGGCAUGAAACACGUUCAACACAACCUGGAGUGGUUUUUACUGGACAAAAGAUGAGCUCAAAAAUGGAGACAUUAAUUGAUAGUGCGCCAAUAAUGGACCACGCAAACCGAACAAUGGACCCGCCACCUCCCUACGUCGCUGUGGCUGUCAGCACAGACGCGAGUGUGCUUGUUAACGUAACAUACGAUGUGAGUACCGAGAAAAUGGAUGUAGAAAACGAACUUGAGGUUCCGGUGCUCAGCUGUCUCAUCCUCGUGCUGAUUAUUGGAACGGGCGUGGCGUCUAAUUUGCUUGUCAUUGUCAACACAAUACGAAAUACGAGCCUACAUAGAUCUCCUUUCUACAACAUGAUGAACUUAUCAAUUGCUAUUUUGUUGAGGACAACGCUAUGUAUCCCGUUCGUUCUUGUAACCAUGCUCAAUAAAUACGAAUGGGUAUUUGGCACUGAGGGUUGUACCCUCCUUGCUUUUGCAAAUACCUUGUUUAUCUUCGGUGCUCUGUUUGGUUUGUUCAUUAUUGCAGUUGAUAGACACGUUGCAGUACUUCACCACAAGUUCCACAAGAAACGAUUAAAGGGUGUAGCUUGUGUGAUCUUGGUCGUCAUAUGUUGGCUUAUGUCUUUUAUGAUGGCAUUCCCACCGGUGUUUGGUUUGGGGACGUAUCGAUACGUGAAAUUGGAGGCACAGUGUACUUUUGAGCAUCGCUAUUACAAGAACAAUGACACAUUAGGGUUUAUGUUAAUUUACCUUGUCAUUCUAACAUCAGUUUUUUGCAUCUAUCUUCGGAUAUUCCAAUUUAUGCGUGCGCAUCGACGCAUGCGUCCUCUUGGACAUUUACCAAUGAGAAGCUCGACUUGGAAUUUCUUCGGUCCAGGGGCAAAUGCGCAAGCAGUAGCGACAUGGCUGAACGGUUUUGGGGUACGAAUGCCAACCAAUCGAGGAGUGAUAGCACUUCAGGCCAUUCCACAGGCGACCCAGACAAGAAUGAGACAAUACAAAGCACGCCGAAAUGAGAAACUCACCCGGAUGUUUCUCCUGGUAACUGGUACAUUCAUCUUACUAUGGGGACCCUACAUGGUGAUGAAUUAUUGGUAUCUCUUCGAUGUGGCCAGUGAGCAAUCUAUCCCGGAUAUAUUUAUAUCAGUUGCUACGUGGCUGACUUACAUUCAAGUAGCCGUGACACCGACUGUCUAUAUUACUUAUUGCAAGACAUUCCGCAAGACGUUAAUGAAGCCGAGAUCACAACAUGGAUACACAUCCCGUAGAGACGAUGCUUAUACUGAAAAUGAUCAAUUUUAAUACUCUUUUUAUUAUGUUGUAUGCUGUAUUGCUGGUAGAUAUGUGCAGACUAAUAUAAAUAAAGUUGUGAAAUGUGUUAAAAUGAUAAACACCUCUUAGCACCAACUCACGGGUAUGAUCAGUUCCCGGGGAUCAGUUCUCACUUACCAGUUUGAUUCCAAUCAUAAAUAUGAAAUCAUGGUUGAGCACUUCAUACCUUUGGUAAUCCAAGAUGUAUUAGGUAUCA